UACCAUACCAACCUGCAUCUCUUCCUGCCUUACUUCUGCAUUCUCUGUUGAAACAAUGUCGCUAAGAAAUCGAAAUGUGGCUACCUUGGAGGGAUUCGUCGGUGACAACUACUUCGACUUGGUGACGGACGUGAGUGAGACAUGGGAGCGAAUCAAGCAGUCGCCACACUACAAGGAAGACUUUGGUGUGGCUCUCUUCACAAGAAUGUUUGAGGCAGCACCAGAUGUGUGGGUGCACUUUCCCUGGGGACUGGAGGGGCACAAUCAUCAUCUCUUGGAGAGUCCACAUCUUGCCGCCGUGGCCAGGCAAUUCACCAAGAUGCUAGAUCGUGCCAUUGAAAUGCUGGGCCCUGAUUUGCAGUUGGUGGAGAACCAGCUUCAAUGGCUGGGAGUAUCGCAUGCCUAUCUUGGCCUGACGCCCGUCCACUACACAUUGAUUGGACAGGCCCUCAUGGCAACAUUAGAAUCCAAAUUGGGUGCUGGGAGUGGCCACCCUCGCAAGUUUACACGCAGACACAAGGACUCCUGGAAUACAAUCUAUUCCUUCAUCUCUACGAGUAUGAUCCAAGGAGCUUUCUUGGAUCUAAAGCGUGUUUCUUCUGUUUCGAAGAUAGGCACUCACUAAUGAAUGCUUUUAACCUGGAGCUUUUCAAAAGCUCAUGUUUGUCCGAUAUCAAUACAAGAUCCAACGAUACCAGCAAUGUAUACAUAUAAUGCAUAUUUAUGCAAACUAGAAACUUGACCCGAGCAUGUUCACUUGGUUAUUUGCUGGCUACU
Molecule: messenger RNA, 777 nt
Organism: Seminavis robusta
Lineage: Eukaryota; Bacillariophyta; Bacillariophyceae; Naviculales; Naviculaceae
Source: the annotation of a GenBank genome assembly